UGUUACUCAUUUGUUUUCGUAAGUUACAAGUUAAUAUAACUUAGAAUCUAUUAUUUACUAUUUAGGGUCAAUAUUCUUGAUGAAAUUAAUGAUACUAUAAAGUGUUAUUAUUUAAACGAUAAGGUUACAAUCGGAUUGAAGUCGUAUCGUCCUACAGUUUAUAUACAUAUAUAAAUUUUAUCACGUGCGUCAAAAGUUCGUUGCUCUUGUGCUAAACUGUAAAAAAUACUGCCUUUUAAUAUAGUUUAAACGCUUAUUCGUAGUUUUUUUUAUUCAAUCCGCGGGCAAUUCAUUGAAGGAUCAUGAAUACUUUUGAGAUUACCCAGUCAAUGAACUGGUAUAAAUCUAAUAUCAUGGCUAUGGAUGAUACUGGAAAUUUAAUUGCAUAUGGCUCAAGAUCUAUUGUUGUAUUAGUUAAUGGUUUAGAUGGUAAUAGUGUCUAUGAUUUAAGAUAUAAUCGUCUUAGACUAAAUACAAAAAUGGGUUGUGGCCGUAUUGGAGCAGUAUCAUUUUCUCCUAAAACAGAUUUUUUUGAAAAUGCUCACUAUUUGGCUUGUAUAGAUGAAGUUAAUAUUUACAUUUGGAAAGUAAAAAACAUGGUUUGUGAUCUCAUACAUUCAUUUGGAAAUAAAAAGAAUAAGAACAUAACUCUAUUGGAUGUUACAUGGUUGUAUGGAUGUUUAACAGUUGUAGCAUUGUCGGAUGCUGGGACUUUACACAAGUGGGAUAUUCAAGCAUUAACAAUGCGUAAUUAUACGUUAGAUGUUAAAGCCACACCUUUAACAUUAGCUGCUUGUCCUCAUAAAAAGAAUUUAAUUGCUAUAGGAUGUAAAAAUGGUCAUCUAUUUGUCUAUGACUUAACUGGCGAAGGCCAAUUAUUACAUAAAUUGCACUACCAUGAAAGAAAUAUAAAUUCUUUGGCUUGGUGUCCAGUUCCUUAUAGUCCAUUUAGUUCUGAUCAAUCUACUGAACCUUUAUUACUAGCAUCAAUAGCCUGUGAUAGAACUGGUUUAUGUAUAAGCCGUGCUGGUUUAGACAUGUUUAAUGAAACUACAGUCGCAUUACCUAUGAGACCACUGAGAAAAACUCCUUUCAAAAAUAAAAAUAAUUUAAUUUGGAGUUGUGUUAAUUGGAUAAAACCAACAAUUCUUAUUGUUACAUCUGGUUUUGGAGAAAUUCUUAAAGUAGAAAUUAAACCAGAUAUGAUAUCUGAACCAAUAGUGACUUUGAUAAGUGAUACCCACAAGGAUAUAAUUUUUUCUAUAGCAUGCCCUCGGGAAUUAGCUAAACCAUAUUUAUGGUCAUCAUGUAUGGGCAGAAAAUUAAUUCGAACUCGCUUACUUAAUAAUAGAGAAGAAACUCCCGAAUCACCAUUGGAAAUACCAACACUUGGUGGUUUUGUUUAUUGUUUUGCACUUUCCCCAGUUAAUUCAGCUGACUUUGCAUUUGGUCUUGGUGAUGGAAGAAUUUAUUAUUGGAAUGUAUCUAAUAAACGUCAAUUGGAGUUAAUCACAUUGAGUCAUUCCGUAGACUCAAAAGUGUUAUCAUUAGCAUUUCAUCCACAAGAUGAAGGUUUGCUAGCGUAUGGUACAGGAGAUGGACGUGUUGGGGUUUUUAAUUUAACCAAAAAAAGACAUAAUGUUAAUUUAUUAAAAACUGUACUUGCUAAUCCAAUUUACCGGUUAUGUUGGGCACCAUUUCCAAAUACAAAGACAGUUAAUGAUGCACCACUUGCUCUAUAUGCAGUUGGUAGUGGAAAAAUUAUAAUUUAUAAUGAUAUGAAUCUUUGGAAAGAUCCAUUUAAUCUAAAUGAAUUUACUCAAUUUAAUGAAAUUGAAGAUAAACUAUCGACACCUGUUAAACGUAUUGAAAUGGCUUGGAAACCAAAUUAUGAUGUAGUUGCAAUAGGAAAUUCCAAUGGGAGUAUUUAUUUAUUAGAUGGAAACACAUUAAAACUUAAAUAUGUAGUAAGUGGCCAUGAUCAAUCUGUUGAGUGUAUUAUUUGGCAUCCAACACAUGUAACUUCUGACUAUAGUGAAGAGUCUAAGUAUAAAAAUUAUUUUGCAUCAAGUUCCCACUGCAUUAGAGUCCAUAAAUUUAAUGAGGAUUGUGAACCUUCAUUAGUUGUUGAAUUUAAAGGACACAAAGAAAAAAUUAAUGAGUUAGCAUGGAGUCCUCAUCAUAAUUUAAUACUUUUGAGUUGUUCAAAUGAUUUUACUGCAAAAGUAUGGAAUGUGGAAAAAUGUACACUUAUUGGAGUUUAUUCAAAACAUUUAUGUACUGUAUUGUGUGGUAUAUUCUCACCUUGUGAUGCUGAUAUAGUAUUUACUGGUUCUGCUGAUCACUCUAUUCAUUCAUGGCGAAUGUCAAAAGAUUUACACAACUACACAACAGAGUUCAAAAAAAAUCAAGAUACUCCUAAUAUUGUUAAAGAAAAAAUUGUUACAAAAGUUGCAGAAAAUUCUAAAACUGGAACUACAGAAUUAAGCAAAGAGCAUUCAAAUAAAAUUCAACAGUUUCCAUUAUCAAGUUAUGAACUUUUUAUUGGAAAACAUUUAGAAAAAGCAGUAGAUAAAUUCAUCGAUUCUAAGUACAAAAAUAAUGUGUCUACAGAUGAGGAGAUAAAUUAUUUGGCAUUUUUUGGUUCAACUACUGAAAUAAAAAAGUUUUUAGCGGAUGAAUAUUCUGCAUUAAAAAAAAAAUCUUCAAAUCAAAUGAUUCCUUGUAUGAACAAUAUAAGUAUAUGGGGUCAAAACUUGGAAGGUUAUUUUAAGGAAGCAAUUGCGACAAAAACUAUUAAUGAUUGGAUGAUAGCAGUUGCUCCAAGUGUUAGUUAUGAAUUAUGGACAAAAAUGUGUGAUGUAUAUGCGGGUCAACUAGAAGAUAUCGGAGAAGUUACUAAAGCAUCAACAUAUUUAGUAGCUAUAAAAAAAUUUAAUGAAGCUGCUAUGUUGUUAUUAAAAAAUAAUUUGUUUCGCGAAGCUUUGGCAGUGGUUAAGAGUCAAGAUAAGCAAAAUGAUGAGAUCAUUUUGGAAAUAACUAAAAAGUGGGCUGAAUAUAAUGUUCUUCAUGGACAUCCUAAAGAAGCUGCCCAUUGUUAUCUGAGUAUUGGAGAUGUGCGAAAUACUAUUUCAUGCCUUAUAAAAAUUAAACAAACUAAAGAAUUGUCUUUAGCUGCCAAGUUAGCUAAGUAUAUAGAUGAAGAUAUGGAAGAAUCUUUAGUUGUUAAUAUACUGAAAACCGAUUAUUUUAGACAUCAUAAAUGGAAUGAAGCUCAAGAACUUUUAAAAAAUCAUCCCAAACUUAAUUAUUUAAACAUGUGGACUAGUGUUCAUGAAGCAAUGUUUGAGUUAGAUCCCAAAGUAACUCAUAAAGCAAUUAAAAACUGGAUUUGUGAUGUAUCAGAUGAAGAAAAUUAUUCAAUUUUAAAUUAUAUUUUGGAGCAUGUGGAGUAUAAACCAGAUUAUUACGACAAAUUACUAAAAAUUGUGGGAUCUGAAUUUAUUUCUGAUGCUUCACUUCUGAUGCCAAUGAUUACUGUGUUCUUGGCUGGGCAGUUAUGUUUAAUAGCCUUACAAUAUCAAAAAACUGGAUUAUUAACCAUAGAUUCUCAAAAGCGUUUAAUAAAAUGUUUUGCACUUGCAUAUAACUAUGAAACAGUAUAUAUAGAUUCUAAUUCAAAAUUUAAUAAGAUCCUCUCAAGAUUGAUAUUGUGGAUUUUUCCUAAAGGACCUUUAACAUUGGAUUCUUAUCCAAAUUUUGAAUUGAAUGAUGAUUUGAUAAAAUCUAUUAGAGCUUAUUUAUGUUAUACUUGUUUUUCAUGGUUGAAACCUUUGUAUACUAGUAUAAAAAAAAAACUUGACUCGCCGAUUGAUGAAGAUUUUACUGAUAAAGAUAACUAUUUUAGUGAAGUUAUUAUUUUAACUCAACAGUUUCAACUAUUAUUUAAUAACUAUAUACAUGAUAUAAUGGAUGUAGAAACUUUAAACUAUUUUAAAGCUAAAAAAGAAAUUGAACGCAUAAAUCAACUACUGACUUCUAGCUCUUCUACAACUAACACUAAUGGGACAUUCAAUGAAAAGUUAAUUGGAUGUGUUAAGACAAUGAAAAGUGUAGAAGAGAAUGAGAAUACUGAGCUUUUAGACAGUAAAGUAAUUAUAACUUCAAAAGCCAAUGACAUAAAAUCUUUAACUGAAAAUUUGAAGGAAUGCAAUAUCGACAAUAGUACUAAUGUUAAUGAUUUAUGCGCACGCAAAGAUCAAGAAGAAUCAAAUGGUUAUUGUAUAUCACUUCAAAAUAAGGAAAUAAAUAAUUUACUCAAUAAUAAUACUAAUAAAAAUUGUGAUACAGCUUAUACAAACGAUAAUUCAACAAAAAUAAAUGAAGCAAAUUUGGAAAAACAAAAUUCUUGUACAAACUCAAAAGAUUUGUUAGUUAUGGAAAACGAAAAAUGUAAAAAAGAGAUAUACCAAUUUUAUCAAAAUAUCAAAUCAGAAAUAGAAAAAUUUAAUUAUUCAAAUGAUCAGUCACCUGUCAAGCAUAUUGCUCAUUUAGAAAUUGAAGCCUCAAAGAAGAAAGAACUUGAACAAAUUGUAGUUGAAUUUGAAAGUAAACGGAUUAAUUCUCCUGAUCCGUUUUCCUUUAUAGCAGAGUUGAAAACAUUUAUCUAUGAUUUUUGUAUCAAUUUAAAAUGUGACAACUAAAUAAUGGCAUCAUUUGCCUUAUAAAAAAAAAUGAUUAUUAUUUAAUCUAUGUGAUACUAUUGUUUUCUUAUUGUUAGUUAACUAACAAUUAUCUUAUAUUUGUUUUUAAAAACUUAAAUAAAUAUAUAUAACAUGUAAUAAUAUUAAGUACAUAAUUAAUUAAAAAUAUAAAUUUUAAU
This is a messenger RNA of Rhopalosiphum maidis (corn leaf aphid), 4882 nucleotides long. Its product is annotated as gem-associated protein 5. The record is from RefSeq and is a predicted model, not a curated record. Lineage: Eukaryota; Metazoa; Arthropoda; Insecta; Hemiptera; Aphididae. Gene Ontology annotation, molecular function: protein binding.